Messenger RNA from Sparassis crispa, 1632 nucleotides. RefSeq lists its product as hypothetical. The transcript is spliced from 5 exons. The record is from RefSeq and is a predicted model, not a curated record. Bases 1 to 1632 code for a protein of 543 amino acids. NCBI's taxonomy places the organism in Eukaryota, Fungi, Basidiomycota, Agaricomycetes, Polyporales, Sparassidaceae.
AUGAACGACGGUGCCCCGGUCGUCACACUGGCCUCCACCCUCCGCCUUGUGCUCCCCCAGGCCGUCGAACGCAAACGUUCGGAGGCACGUUUGUUUCCGGAGGUCAAAGGGCAUGCCAGUCUGAUCGUUGUCGCACCGGCCACCGCGAUGCCACAACGGCGCCCGGCGCCCUCUUCGCAGUCUCCAGCUCCCUCCGAAGGCCCGCGUCACCUUCCAGCACUCCCAUUCUACCCUUUUCGAUGCGCGUUUGCCUUCCGUGGCGAACGACUGCACCCCGGACCUCCCCUGCAACAUCGAGCGCCGGUCGCUCGACCAGGACCUCCCUCGCACACUCAAACACAAGUUUGCCCAGCACUGCUCGGGCAGUCCUGCCGUCCGCGAACGACCCACCGCCGUCCCGCUCUCGUCGACGCUGCCUCGCGUUCGCCCUCUGCAGCGAACAACCGCACCUCGAUCAUCUCACCAGUCACCGCGGUGCAACGACUGCGCCCGGCUCCCCCCUCGCAGUCUCCAGGCCCCGACGCUGGCUCGCGUCACCUCCCAGGACCAUCCCCCGAUCCUCUUCGAUCUGUGGAGGCCCUCCGCAGUAAACGACGGCACUGCGGUCCUCAUGCCGGCCACCGCGGUCCAACGACCAUGCCGACCUCGCUCCUCGCGGUCUCCAGGCCCCGACGCUGGCCCGCUAAUAAGCAUAACGGGCCCGCGACUAAGCAUAACGGCCUUGCGACUAAGCAUAACGGCCCGCGACUAAGCAUAGCGGCCGCCCCUCAGCGUAACGGCUCCGCGAUUAAGCAUAACGGCCAGCGGGGCGUGGGAAAGCCGUCGCCCAACAAGCGCCGCACCACGUUCCCUUGGCGACACCUCCAACCUCCACCUCGCGCUCCCCCACGUCGUCGAACGCAAACGUUCGGCGGCGCGUUCGUUCUAGGAGGUCGAAGGGCACCCCCACCUCCUCGUUGUUGCACCGGCCACUGCGGUGCGACGAUGCCGCCCCCCCCCCCCCCCGUACUCCCGCACUCCCCUCCCACCUCGGUCCCCCAUCCUCCUCGUUCGCGCAGGGAGCCAACACGCGGACAGCCAGGCGACACCGCGCAGCUGCACGAGGUUGACGGCCUCGCGCUCGCACUCCCACACUCCCCUCACACGUCCACCCUCCACCCUUUUCGUUCUCGUGGGGAGCCGACACGCGUACGGCGAAGCGACAUCGCGCGGCUGCGCGAGGUCGACAGACCUGCACUCGCACCGCACCGCCGCCUCGCACUCCCCUCGCCCCUCGCCCCUCCAUUCUCCAACCUCCUCGUUCACGAAGGAAGCCGACACGCGGACGGCAAGGCGACACCGCGCGGCUGCGCGAGGUCGACGGCCCUGCCCUCGCACUCUCACACUCACCUCACACCCAUCCAGCCUUCUCGUUCGCGCGGGGAGCCGACACGCGGACAGCGAGGCGACACCGCGCGACUGCGCGAGAUCGACGGUCUCACCAUCGCACCGCCGCCUCGCACUCCCCUGGCCCCUCGCUCCUGCGCAUUUGUGCUCCAUGGCGAACGACUGUGCCCUGGACCUCCCCUGCAACAUCGAGCGCCGGUCGCUCGACCAGGACCUCCCUCGCGCACUCAAACGCAACGCGUUUGA